AUGCAAACGACAUGUCAGAUGAUUCAAGAAUGGGACAAAGAUGCUCGAAAAGCCAUCAAACGACGACAAGCAUUUGACAACAAUAUCGGUGCCCCCGGAGUGCCCGGGAACCCAGAUUUCAGUCCAGCGAUACCACAACGAUUUGCACCCUCUGCGCAAGGGUGCAUGAACAUCCCAUGCAUCUGCCCCUAUAUGGGAGUGAGUUCUAAAUUUUUUCAAAGGUUAUUACUCGAAAAACUGGACAUAAAAUUCACAACAUUCCACUGUCCAUCUUAAAC
Molecule: messenger RNA, 278 nt
Organism: Cylicostephanus goldi
Lineage: Eukaryota; Metazoa; Nematoda; Chromadorea; Rhabditida; Strongylidae
Source: the annotation of a GenBank genome assembly